Molecule: messenger RNA, 1325 nt
Organism: Salpingoeca rosetta
Lineage: Eukaryota; Choanoflagellata; Craspedida; Salpingoecidae
Exons: 5
Coding region: 142-1290 (382 amino acids)
Source: RefSeq, a predicted model, not a curated record
CACAGCCACCACAAAGUCAACGACAAACACAAACAACACACCCCCAGCCAGCCAGACGCACACACACACACACACACAAACACACACGCACACACACGCCCACACGCACACACACACACACACACACCAGCGAAGGCCAGGAUGGCGUACAACAGCAGUAGCAGCGGUGAUGUGCUGGAGCUGGGGGCAAUAGUGUGCGUGUGCACGUGCAGUUCCAAAGCGUCUGCGCUGGAUACACAGCCACAGGCUUCACCGCCUUUGAAACGGCCAUCGAGCCUGUCACUCGCAGACUUCCAUGUGCUUGUCAUGGAACAAGGUGACAGCUUCGGCCUGCCUGAAGGCCCAAACUACCAAGGAGAAGCCCUAACAGCAUGCGCCACUCGAAUCGCCCAGCGCUAUGCCCAGCAUGGACUUCGCAAACCCGUGAGCGUGACCAUCAUGGGCCACGCGAAUCGGCUGAAGAAAUACGGCGGCGCAGCAGUGGCGUUUCUUGUUCCAUGCACAGACCCUGGGUCUCUACAGUUGCAAGCAGGCAUCAAGCUCAUCCCCAUGCCACAAGCCGUGGAGCUAGCACAGGACAACAAGUUUAUGGCAGACUACAAUGAGACCGUGCUUGCGUUGGCCGGAUUCUUCAAAGACAAAAUGAAACAGCCAGAGGAAGCGCAACGCAUGUUCUCUGGCGUGCACAAGUAUCCUCUGCAGCAGCAAAUGAACCCGCUGUUCUUGCAGCCAAACAUGCACCUCCGUGACGCAUGCUUUCGGUCAUGGACCAACCCGCAUUUCAAAACGGGGGCGCUGCGCCCAAAGCAGACGGCGCCCGCAACAGCAACCAGCACAACCGCACGCAAGCACGCAGAACGGUUGAACGACGUGCGUUUCAACCGCCAACGCUCGAGCGUAUAUGAGGUGGAGGGCGCUGAUCGCAGCGACGUUGAUGACGAUCCGCGACACGACGGCAACAGCAGCAGCAGCAGUAGUAGUGGUGACAACGAACGUGAUGAUGGUGGUGAUGAUGGUAUUGGCAACCGUGGUGUUGGAGCACCAGGUACACGUGGCGAUGAACACAGCACCGACACCAGCGCCAACAACACAACACGGGCGAGCACCCUCUCGCAACAGCAGCCGGGCGCAAGUGCGUUUACAUUCCCCAGCUUGCAUAAUGGCAGUGUUCGACAGCGCAAGUCCAGCCGCGCCGUACGCAACACAUCGGACUCAUCCUUUGACCCCAUGCGUGAUGAUCUCGACUCUGAUUUCACAAAUCCGCUCUAUGAAGCAUCGUCUCCUCUGUAGCGCUUGGUCGCUUGUUUGUUUGUUUGUGUGCGUGC